Chanos chanos (milkfish) is the source of this 4404-nucleotide messenger RNA. It is a transcript of the gene mrc2, whose product is annotated as mannose receptor, C-type 2. Lineage: Eukaryota; Metazoa; Chordata; Actinopteri; Gonorynchiformes; Chanidae. The record is from RefSeq and is a predicted model, not a curated record. The transcript is spliced from 29 exons. The coding region runs from base 1 to 4404 and encodes 1467 amino acids.
AUGACAGAGGGGAAGCGACAGGGUUAUAAUCCAAUCAGACCGGUGUGUAAACCUGACCUGACCUCUCCUGAGCUCAUGAAUGCAGCUGAUUCUGACACUUUUGCGUUUUUCCACGAGGGGGCUCAGGGGUGUUUGGGGGUGCGAGAUCACUCCCUCUACCUGUCAUCCUCGUGCGACAGCGACGCCCAGCUCUGGAAAUGGGUGACCAGGGGGCGGCUUUUCAACAUGGGCUCCUCCCUCUGCCUGGGCGUUACUGUGGGCAACUUGACUGUGGGCGGGGAUAAGUCUCCCCUUGGCGUGUACACGUGCGACAGAGAACCUCCACUGGUCAGGUGGGUCUGGAGCUGCUCCAAGUUUUUGGAAAACCUCAACACUUACCUGCCCUCGCCCAAACCUCCGGUUGCCACCGGCAACGGUUCCGCGCCCGCAAGACGCCCGCCGGAGGGACUAUUAUGGAGGCUGUACGGGGACGAACAGGACCUGUGCUCUAAGUCAUACCGUGAGAUCUACACGAUUCAGGGGAACUCUCAUGGCCAGCCGUGUUACCUGCCUUUCCUGUACGAUGGCCAGUGGUUCCACAGCUGUACCAGUACGGGCAGAGAGGACGGCCACCUCUGGUGUGCCACCACGUUUGACUACGGCAAGGACGAACGCUGGGGAUUCUGCCCGGUUAACAGUAAUGGAUGUGAGACCUUCUGGGACAUAGACUCUUUACUGGGGAACUGUUAUCAGUUUAACUUCCAGGCCACUCUGUCAUGGAGCGAGGCCCGCAGAAGCUGCCAGCAGCAGGGGGCGGACCUGCUCAGCAUCACAGAGGUGCAGGAACAAAGCUACAUUAAUGGCUUACUGACAGGUUACACUGCAUCCCUGUGGAUGGGGCUGAAUGACCUGGACUUGAACGGGGGCUGGCAGUGGUCUGACUCCUCCCCCCUCAAAUACCUCAACUGGGAGGCAGGUCAGCCAAACCACGAGGAGGAGGAGAACUGCGCCGUGAUCCGUACGGAAACUUCCGGACGCUGGCAGAACCGGGACUGCUCUAUUGCCAUGCCCUAUAUCUGCAAGAAGAGACCCAAUGCUACACGAGACCCAUUCACCACAGACUCAUGGUCAGACAAUGGGAGGUAUCAGUGUGAUGUGGGCUGGCAGCCCUUUCAGAAGGGCUGUUACAGGCUGAACCCAGAGCAGCUGGACUGGAACACAGCACAGAAAACCUGUCAGAAAAUGGACGCCAAUCUGGUCAGCAUCCACACUCUGUCAGAGCUGGAGUUCAUCACAUUCAACUUAAAGAAAGACAUUGAGGAGUUGUGGAUUGGUCUACAUGACAUGACCAUGCAGAUGAAUUUUGAGUGGACCGACCGGACGGCCGUCACCUUCACGCAGUGGCAUCCCUUUGAACCCAACAACUUCCACAACACGCAGGAGGACUGUGUGAUGAUGUGGGGGUCGGAGGGUCGCUGGAAUGACAGCCCCUGUAAUCUCACUUUGCCAUCCAUCUGUAAGAAAGAUGCCCAGAGGUCAGACGGACAGAUCCAGGACCACGGCUGUAAACCGGGCUGGAGGUGGCACAGUCCUGCAUGUUUCCUGGUGGGGGAAGAGUCUUUGACCUUUGAUGAUGCCAAGAAAACAUGUGAAAAAAACAGCGCUGGUCUAGUCACCAUUAAUAAUAGGUUCGAACAGGCAUUUGUGAGCAGUCUGGUCUUUGGGAGAUCAGGUGACUAUUUUUGGCUUGGUCUACAUGACGAGAAUCGCUCCGCCCCCUUCCACUGGCUGACAGGAGAGGAGCUCACCUACACCAACUGGAACAGAGAUCAGCCAGGGAUGAAAGCAGGGUGCGUUGCCAUGGCAACAGGCCAAGCCACAGGCCUGUGGGAGGUGAGGAACUGUGUGACGUCCCGCUCCAAAUACAUCUGCCGUCAGAACCUGGACUCUCCUCCGGACCGGAACUUACCUGGACCCCAACCAACACCCCCCCUCACCGGGUCCUGCCCCUCUGGCUGGAAGAGCAGCAGCACACUCCACUAUUGCUACAAGGUCUUUCACGUUGGCGAACGUGAGAAGCGAUUGUCAUGGUUACAGGCUCACCUGUACUGUCGCAAGCAUGGGGCCAGUCUGCUGAGUAUGAGUGGACCAGAUGAAGAAUCAUUCGUCCUUCAGGUCCUGCACGAAACCUUCGGGGAGUCGGAGGAUCACGAGCAGCACUGGUUCUGGAUCGGGCUUAACCGACGCAACCCCACGGGCGGCGGCGGCUGGCAGUGGAGCGACGGACUAGCUUACGCCUAUCCUAACUUUGGCAGGGAGUCCUAUAACAUGCACCACUGUGCUGUGAUUGAUUUGGGUUCGACAAACUGGCUGCCAGUGGCGUGUGAAACAGAAUUAGACUGGAUCUGUAAAAUCCCUAAAGGAAAAGCUGAAGUGGAAGUGGAGAGCACUGAGGACACUGGUCUAGACUGGGUGGUUUUUCAAGAGGCGGAGUAUAAGUUGUUUGAACAUCGCUCGACGUGGGAUCAGGCCCAGAGAAUCUGUUCCUGGUUCGACGCCUCUCUCGCUUCCGCCCACUCCGCUAGUGAAAUGCAGUUUCUGACAGGCACACUGCGCAAGAUGUCGAGGAUGCAGAAUGACCAUUGGUGGCUGGGUCUGCACACGUUUGAGGGGGACGGGCGGUUCCGCUGGUCAGACCACUCUGUUCUCAAUUACAUUACCUGGGCCCAGGGAGAGCCUCGGCCAAUCAGCAGAGACCGCAAAUGCAUUUACACGUCCGCCAUUACAGGACGAUGGACAGAGCAGAAGUGUCACACUGAUCUACCGUACGUGUGCAAAAGAGUGAACGUCACUGCUCCUCUCCCGCCCACACCUCCUCUCCCAGUCAGACCUGCAGGCUGUCCCCAGGGCUGGACCCCUUUCCUGCACAAGUGUUAUAAGGUGUUUGGGGAGGAGGAGUCCAAACGGAGCACCUGGUCUUCUGCCCACUCGGCAUGCCAGUCUCAGGGGGCAGUGUUAGCAACUGUGCCCACUUAUGUUGAGCAGGCAUUCCUGGUGACUCUGCUGCCCAAUGUCAGCAUGCAUUUGUGGGUGGGGCUAACCUCUGACUCACAGGGACAUUUCCGGUGGGCGGAGCCUGGGCGACUGGGCUACACUAACUGGGCUCCAGGCGAGCCUGUGGACAACAGUGGCCCUCUACACAAUAAGGACCCGGGUAACUGUGUGGCGUUGCUACAUGGCAGUCCUCACCGGACUACAGGCAUGUGGUCAUCACGUUCGUGUGAUGGAGAAAAACACGGUUACAUCUGCAUGAAGAGCAAAGAUCCUACCCUUCCCAGUGCUGAGGAUCCUCUGCCUCCCUCAUCUCUGCGCGGCACGCUGGGGUUCGAGGGAGCGAAGUAUCGGGUUGUGGAGAAAGACUUGGACUGGAACACGGCUCUCCAGAUGUGUGAGUCCGUUAACGGGAGCCUGGCCGUGGUGCGGGACCCGCGGCAGCACGGCUACCUCACGCUCAUCCUCGACAAACUCCGCCAGCCCGCCUGGAUCGGCCUGCGGAACGGAGGAGCACGUAGCUAUACUUGGCUGGAGGAAGAAGAGGUCACCUUCAGUGACUGGAACGAUGGAGAACCCAGUCAGAUGGUCGGAUGUGGUCACAUGACCUCGAAGGGCCAGUGGAGUGUGGCCUCCUGCAAGACCAAAUUAAAAGCAGCUAUUUGUGAAAUCAACCCAGAGCGAGUGAUUGAUCAUAAGUGGGCGUAUUCGGGUCACUGUCCCAGCCCUGUAGGGAACUGGUCCUGGGUGCCUUUCAGAGGUCACUGUUACGCAUUUAACCUCAACCAGUUACGUCUACAACACGAGGCUGUCAGCACCUGUAAAAAAGUGGGAGCAGAGCUGCUGUCUGUCUUGGAUGAGAGUGAGAAUGGCUUCGUAUGGGAACACAUACAGGGCUAUCAGGAACAGGCCGUCGGGGCGUGGCUCGGCUUGACCUUUAACCCCAAGGGAGGAAUCCUGCAGUGGUCUGACAGUGCUGUGGUGAGCUACACUAACUGGGAACAGCAGGAUGCUAAUUUGAGCAUGUUGUCAGCAAACAGCUGUUUCUGGGUGCAGAGUAACACAGGCCUUUGGAAACCAGGGUCCUGCAAGAACCGGACCCACGGAGUCGUCUGCAAACGCCCGCGCGGUGUGGAUGUUUCUCCUGUAGUGGCUGAGGUGGAGCAUCUUCCGGCGUUGAUUCUGAUCUUGGUGGCAGUGUUGGUUCUGAUUGCCCUUGUUGUGGGCGUGGUUUAUCUCUACCGUAGGCGGAACUCCGGCAUGGCGGGGUCCUAUGAGGGCGCUCGAUACAGCCGCACAAACUCCACCCCCUCCGAGGAAGCGGAGAAAAACAUACUGGUGUCAGACAUGGAGCUAAAUGAGCAGCCGGAAUAA